Plasmodium cynomolgi strain B is the source of this 10467-nucleotide messenger RNA. RefSeq lists its product as hypothetical. The transcript is spliced from 2 exons. The record is from RefSeq and is a predicted model, not a curated record. Bases 1 to 10467 code for a protein of 3488 amino acids. Lineage: Eukaryota; Apicomplexa; Aconoidasida; Haemosporida; Plasmodiidae.
AUGCAUAUCGUGAAUUUGUAUCAUGUGCUGGUUGUGUGCCUUUUUGGCAUAGUGUGCUCCUCCUGGUUUAAUAAGCCGGCUGCCAGCGCUUCGGCUGCCUCCCCUGAAGUGAGCAAUAAGGGCAUAAAUUAUGAAGAUGACUACUACAACGUAGCACAAAAGGAUUUAACGUCAUCCUCCUCCUCCUCAUCAGCAGCAGGAGCAGCAAUUAGAAAAAGGAGAUACAUCUUGGAUGUACGAUCCUUUGGAAAAACGUGCCUCUUGGAGUACGAAAACGUUUGUGAAACUGCAGACUAUUCUAUCCAUGUAAAGAAUGGAAUAAGCGGCCAUGAUAUCAAGGCAACCUUGAUUCAAAAAGAAUCAAGUGAUCUUGUCUCGGUACACAAUUUGAUGGGCACCUUUUCUGAGGAUGGAAGUGUCCAAUUUAUUUUUAAAAGCAUUCCAUCACUACACUAUAGUGUCGUGUUGGAAAUGUCAGAUUUGAUAAACAAUGCCGACUACGAUAUCGGGAAUAAUUGUCACUGCCAAGGAUGUAGUGACAAUACGAGGGUAAUUGACUUGAACGAAAUGGAAAAUAGGAUCACACACACAGUAAGAAGUGACAAAAAAAAUAAAAUCACAUUUCCACAAAAGACAUUUGUUCAUGGAAAUUUUUUAUUUAACAAAUUUCUAUAUUUUCAUUCUGAACUAAAUACAAAAACAAUUGAAAAUUACACACAGCUAUAUUCUUUCUACAACGAAUUAGUGUAUCCUUGUUCAGGUACUAUUAUGACACACUCGGUAAAUUAUAACAUCCAUUAUGACUUGUCUAGUGUGCAUUGUUACCAUGUCCAUAUGGUGGAUAAAUUUAUAAAAAAGAUUCAGUCCACAAAUGGAGAUGAGAGGACAAGCGGUAGCUCGACGUUGAAUUUCAUGAGCAACAGUAAUAGCCACCCCAUACUUAUCAAAUUGGAGGAUAGACUCUCAAAUGACAAGUUGGUAAAUAUUAGCGGAAAGAAUUACAGAAUUCAACUUCCGUUGAGAUACAAAGAUAAUGGGUACUACUCUCCCAGAGGAAGCGUCGUCGGACGGUUGGUCACAAUUUACACGCGUAACGUCUUUUUCCAGAAGAAGUACAUCUAUAAGAAUAAUGUGAACAACCGAAUGGAGUACGUGCACAUGUUCAGAAUUCUUUUUAAUUUAUUCAAGGAGGUGUACAACGUUUCGUAUGAAGAUAUGUUGCUCUACACCACCGGGUUGACGAUGAAAAAGGAGGGGUUCACUUCUUCCUCCCACGUGGAUCAGGGGUAUAACAUAUACGCGGAGGAGCUGUCGGUACUGUUAAAUUCGUUGGCGUUUGAGUUCAACGCAGAGGCAGUAGGUCUCAACAGAGAGGUGCUGGUGAAGGAAGAAUCCCAGUUUGUGUCAGAAUACGGAUCGAACCACUUCGCGCAAGUGGAGAAGAACCAACUUGUACUUAGAUCUUCCACUGAAAUAUGUUUAGUCGUUUUGGAAUCUAUCGCUCGUGAGUUGAGUAGGUUUAUAAACUUACAACUGCAGAAGGAGCAUAGGAACACGUGCAACACGAUGAGACAGGGACACAGCUAUGCGAACAUGUCCCCCAUGUAUCAUACGUAUGAGUUGGAUUGUAACCUUUCUAUUUUGUACUUGGAAUAUAACCUGCCUGAAGAUGUCAUGGUAAAGCGCCUCAUAACGAACAAGACUCUAUUUGAGGAGGUCAAAUUGGAGCUUUUUUACAACAACAUAUUUGGGUACACGGUGUAUUUGCAUGUGCAGGUGGAUGAAAAGUUUGUGCGCAGCUUGAAGAAGCGUGUGCCGAAGUACGUAAACGGAAGUACCGUGGUGACGAUGACGGUGAUAGGGAGAAGGGUCGACGUGAGCGACGCCUCGGAAGUGAUGGUAAUUCUUAAGGAAAUUUCCUUCCCCAUGCAAUGCAGGGAGAACUGCACCAGUAAGCAUCCCAUAGUGGUGGAAGACAACUUGGACUACAUAACUGUUGGGGACAUAUGUGUGCAGAAUGAGGGAUUGCCAAAAGUUUGCUUUCCCGCGUACAGUUUCGGGUACGUGUUUGACACGAGGUUGCUGCGAGUGCAUAUGAUCAACAUCAAUCCGUAUCCCGAAAUUUUGCUGACCCCUUCUGUGCAGCGCUCCAUCGUUGAGGGCCACUUUUGCAUUUUGACCCCUACCCCUGGAGAGGUGAUUCUGGACGUAUCGGUGCCCUCGGUGUACGAGGACACGGUGUGCAAGGAGUACAUCAACAGGUGCAGCCUCAUAACGACGAAGUUUGUGCUGAACGAUGCGGGGUCGAUGCCUGGGAGAGCGGUGGCGGCUCUGAGGAGGAACCAGUUUGGAGUGCACCUGUCAACUCACUUUGAUGAGAAGCACGAGGAGAUGCUACAGGUGGUGUACCGCUUGGGCGGGAGCGGCGGAGCAAGCGGCCAAGUUAGCGGCGGCGAGCAGAGCUUCAUCCUGACUCACUACAACAACAGCUUUUACAUAAACGGGCGGUCGAACAAAAUGCAGUGGAGCCGCGCCAAGGAGUCCUUCUCCAAGCGAGGCUCCCCGGGGGGGAAAGCUUUGCAUGAUCGUAGCAGCGAUGCCGACGAGGAGGAUGAUGAUGAUGAGGACGCGUAUUACAAGGGGGUGUCUCAGAUAGACACCAAAACGCACAGGGUUCACGUGGUCGACAACAAAAACGUGGCGCUAACCCACAUGCAGACGCCCAAACAGAACGAUGCCACACGGUACCACCCAUUUGGAGAAAUCAGCAUUAACUACAAGAAGAUCAGGCCUAACAUGUACAUGAAAUUUUUGAAUAAUUAUAUGUACUUUUACGAAGGAGCAGAAACGUACAUCGAGGAGGAAACCUCGCCCCAUUUUGUGAACGUGUCUCCCUACCAGUACGAGUGUUUGGGAGCCUACGCCUACUUGAUGAACAAAUUUAACAUCCUCGUGAAUGACUCGCUGAAUUGUGAUGCCAUACAGAUGAUAGUCGAAGUGCUGUUGAAGGCCAACUUGGGGAAAUAUUUCAUUCAUCUUAAGGACAAGAAGAUACACUUGAACUUUUUCAAAAAACACGAGGAUUCACAUGACGUGUUCGACUUGGUGCACAUGGAAAUAUACGAAUCGCACGCACCUUUGAAGCCGAUAAAGACGUACAAACUGAAUGUGAGCAUUGAUGAAAAUAACUUAAACUUGUUGCACCAGCACAGGAAUGUCGAAUUCCCCAACAAGUACUUCUCCAACGUGUAUAUACUUCUGUUUAAGGCGGCUUACUUAUCGAACGGGUACGACUUUUACACGUUCUUUUACGAAUUGACUGGAAUACUUCUCAUCGACAAUGUUGUGGUGGAAAACAUGGACAAGCUGCUCCCCGAGGAGAGAGAAGCUGUGAAGACAAUAAAGUCUGUAUUGAAAGAACAGUUCGACGUAUCGCUUGAGAAGCACACCAUGGGGUACGACUUGCUGAUAAAUGAGAUAUCGCUGCUCGCGGCGUACGUCACGGAGUUAACGUCGUCUUAUAGGAAGGCGUCGCAGAGAGGCCUCGAUUGGGGGGUAGAACAACAACAAGGAGGGGAGCAAUCGGGAGCGGUGUCCGAGGCGGUGUCCGAGGCGGCGUCCGAGGCGGCGUCCGCGGCGCCCCUGGCCGGAAUCAAAUACUUCGUCUACGUGGACGAGUUCAAACACAGAAGCGAGAAGAAGAUCACGGCGAACGAGAUGGCCUACCACCUGGCCAAGCACGGCGCCCUCAUGAUCAAGAAGAAGUCCCUGUGCUGUUCCAACUUUGUGGAUGAAGUGGAGAAUUCUUUGUACUAUCACAUUCUGUACAGAUACGUUUUGGCUAGCCACAAAUUUGAGCAGGGCGUGGAAGAAGAGGCGGUCCUGCAGCAUCUGGAGGCCUUAUCCUCCUCCCCAGCAGGAGGAGCGACCAUUGGACACAGCAUAGUGCAGAGGCUUCUCGGCCGAGAAGUAAGCGCCUCGGCUGUGAACGCAAGCUGGAGCGAAAGCGACGUGGAGUACGUGAAGUAUGUGCAGUACGUGGAGUACGUGGCAAACUGGAUCAUGGGCGAAUCUGGAUACAUAUCGCGCAAGGAUGGAGCGGCGCAGUCGUCCAUCCACGUGAAUCUGCUAGAUUGCCUAAACAUGGACCUGCAGAAGCAUGACGAAAAUGUGAUCACGGAGUUUGCGUCCGAGUUUGACCAGCACGGAGCGCUGGUGUCGAUCACGAUGGAGAAGUGGGCAGCAUCGGGAGCAGCGGGAUCGGCGGGAUCGGCGGGAACCGACCAGUACGCCGUCUACUUCCUCUUCAGAAACCUGGCCGUCCCCUUCGUGGGAGAGACGCACAGGACGGAGACGCUAGAGCUGCGCAGAGUGCUCCUGCUGAAGGGAAGCGCCCCACACGCAGUGACGGACAGUUCAGUGCAGUUCAAAGUAUACAUCGACAACGUGAACAGCAAUUCCAUUUUUAUGCUGGAGAAGGUCAUCUUCGUUUCGAAAGAGGGCAACCAGCUGGUGAAGGAGAUCAACGUAGAGUACCAAACCUUUUUCGUGCACCCAUACAGCAUGGUAUUGAACACGGAAAUUAGGAACGCACACAUAGGAGUGGCCCAAAUGUAUUACGACAAAAUGUUGGAGUGUCACCAUUACUAUAACGGGCUUCAAGUGUGCAACAAUCCAAAGUUCGAUUAUGAAGGGUUCUCUCCCUACUACGUGUCCUACUUGGAAAAUAACCAGCGAAAGGACAUUUUAUUCAAGACCAAGGAAGAGGUAGCCAACAUGAUCAACAACGGGUACUUGUCUCUGUCGAAGAGGUUCAAACUUGACAUGGGAGGAGACGUGAUGACAGCAGAUAUUUAUCGAACCGUCCGCCUCAUCGUGGAGGAAGUGGCCUACUCAGUGGGUAUACACAAUCUAGGAGAGAAGUCUUGCGGAACGCUCUAUUUGAACAGGGGCCAACUUCACGUCCCAAACGAUGGGAAGUCACUCAUUUCGAACAUCUUCUACGACACGAACUAUUGCAUUGAUAAAGGGGCCGUCUUAAAGGAGAUACUUCAAAUAUGUAAUUUCGAGAAGAAGGACUUGGUGAAGCUGUUCGACUAUCUGCACAGCAACGUGCUACCGUACCAGUUGAACGAGAAGUUUGCCGAUUCGCUAACCAGGGAGGAGAUGCUCAGCCUGAUCUAUUACUUUUUGUCUGUUCCCCCCCAGGUGAACAAGCUGAUUAAGAAGAAUUCGAUUUAUUUGGAGAUCGGCGAGAUGAGCGUCCUGACGAACAAGGAUUCGUCUCAGGCGAGUGGCAGAAAGGAAGAGCCAUCCGCAGCAGUAGUAGUGGUAGUAGAUCCUUCCGCGUCUUUCUCGGACUCGCUUCUCAUAAGCAAGAGCAUGCUAUCCCCGAAGAGAUUGAACGAAGAGUCGAUCAUACAGUUCAACGUGUCGCUGUACACAGAGCUGCUGAAGAACCUGCGACAAUUGCGCGAGAAGAGUGGACAAAAGGUGGACGACCCGACAGACGUGCCGCAACACGUCGAGGGAGGAAGUGGCGCGUACGACCAGAAGGAGAAGGAGAAAGUGAUCCACGAAGUGAAGAGCUACGUGCAGAACAGCCGCACGUGCAGCGUGAAUGGAAGAAGCGACGGAGGCGCAGUCGUCUCGUUGACACCUCCCCAGUUUUCCAACGCCGGACCGAUGUCCAAGCCGGACGACGUUCUGACCUACAACGUCCCCAGCUUCACUUACACGGAAGAAGCCAUCUACGUGAAGGAGCAGCCAGACAUUCAUAGCGCAUUCAACAACUUGUUUCUCUAUGAGGGACAGAGUACCGCAAAUGGAAAAUUCCUAAGCGCAAUAGUGGUUCUUUCCCCCCAUAGGUUUUUAUCCCUUGAGAACGUUACCUAUGUAGGGCUCAUAGCCAACACGUUCGACGACACCAACCAGUUCGUGUUGAAGUGUUACCCUCAUAAGAAGUACGACACGUCUAAAUUUGCGAGCAAGUUUAAUUUGGAACCCAACACAGUGUACUUGGUGUGUAGAAACAUAGCCGUCAAAUAUUUGAAAAAUGGACUCUACGAGUUUAACAAGUAUGUGGUAGAGUACGACACGGAUUCGAAUGGCACCGUCGGGACGCACAUCUAUGAGAGCUUGCCGAUAAGGCCAGUAUACGAAGUUUGUAAUGACCCCAAAGUGGUGGUUCCCAAGGCGGAAAAUGUCAGCAUUGAGGUGAAACUUGUGCAGAGCAGCAGUACAUCUGCCACAAACGCGGAGAUGGUGGAGUACCAAAUAGAGGUGAAUGGAUUGGUUGAGCUACACACGGAUCCAUACGUUGUGGUGAAGCCGAUCUUUACGCACAGCUCGUACUUGUACAACACGAUUAUCUACACGACCGACGAUUUCGUGUCUUAUACGUACCCAAGGAAGCUGAAGCACUGGGAGUUUUUGAGGCUCCCCUUUAGCAAGGGUCUGUUCAAGGACAACACGCUUACUUUGAGAAAGCUGCAGUGUAAUAAGGAGAGAGGGAUGCAGGACAGCUCGAAGUUGCACUACGUAUACUCGCUUGUGAUGGUCAAAUCGUUCACUUUGUUGAAGGUUGUCAUAAAGGACCUCUAUGGCAACGAGUACGAAGUGAAGUUGGACGGGGAGGAGGAGCCGCAAACGAGCGCGGUCGGUGGUACUGCUGUAACCCCAGUAGAAGCCAAGCCGGGAAAGGAGGAAGCCAAGCCGGGAAAGGAGGAAGCCAAGCCGGGUGCAAGGAAGAAACCAAGCCGUGCAAGGAAGAAACCAAGCCGUAGCAGCAAAAACUUGUGCACCUCGUUCCUACUGAGCAUACAGAGCAAAAGCAGCAUCGGCGAUGAUGAUGGCACCUCCUUGGAGGAGUCCUUCUUCCUCGUGCACUCGUCGUGCAUCGUGAGGGAGGGCGUCAUAUCGCUGAGAGUAGCAGAGGACAGGGAGACCUACUCCACGGACGCGGAAGAGAAGCACCUCAUGAAUAGGGACACGUUCGACGAGAUCUACAAAAUGAUAUGCGAGCAGAUCAAGCUGCAGAAGGGAGACUACUCUGUAAAAAUUUCGAGCAGCGCGCAAAAGGAGGAGAUCCCCGAUAAAAAGAUGUCGGUGCAAAGGGUGCACGAAGACGGAUCGGACUACUACAACAGAGGCUUGUACAACCUUUGGGAGAAGGGGUUCAGCGUGGACUUGUUUGGGAAAAAGGGACAACAAGCGGUGGCAGUACCCCCUAAAGAGGCACCCAAGGUAGAGGCGCCCAAAGUAGAGGCACCAAAAGUGGAGACACCAAAAGUGGAGACACCAAAAGUGGAGACACCAAAAGUAGAGAGCCCCCAGGAAGAACUCGUCCAGGUGCAGUACGACAGAAGAGUCGACUACCUCAUAAACAUCAAGAGGACAGACACACCGAAGGAUGACAAAGAAAAGGCGUACGAAGACAAUUACACGCUACUUACGGGAACGCUAAACUCUAGUGUAACGUCCGUGGUAGUGAAGGACGGAAAGCUGAGCGCAACGUGUUUAGAAGGAGACUGCAUUUUGGAGAAUACGUUCCUUGAGGAUAUGAUGAACGCGAAGAAUCUGAAGAACGGCAUAUACGAACUGGACAUAAAAAAGAGGAUCCAUUUGACCAAGAGCGAUGACAGCGACAGGGGAGAUGCGCCAUCAGCAUUGGAAGCAGCAUCGGGAGCAGCAUCGGGAGCAGCAUCGGGAGCAGCAUCGGGAGCAGCAUCGGGAGCAGCAUCGUUUUCCCUGAGAGGGGGACACACACGCAAUGGCGGUACCCUCGUGUGCAUUGUGGAAAACUCGUUUAACACGCUAAGUGGAGGCAUGAAAUUUAGGAAGGUAGUUCAUGUGCAAGGAGAGGAACAACUGAGUGCAAAAGAAGGGACGUACGAUGUGUUUAUAACGAAGGGGAAAUACCUAGUAAAGGAGGGAAGCAGCAACAGUGAAACUGCAAAAGACUCUGAAGUGAUCAAGAGGUGCAUUAACAAAGCGUGGAAGGUAAAGAAGAACACAGAUUACAAGUUUGGAGUGCAACUCACCACCAGUGUUGCUGAUGAUGCCAAGGUAGGCGGUACGCGUCUCUCUCUGCUAGGUGAUGAAGAGAAAGAAUACUACCUUGUGGUGAACAAGCUAGGAAAGAACGGCAUGCCACUCUAUACGAAAAAUAGAAUCGUACAUUUGAUUGGAAAGAAGGGGUUAACCGAUGGCAAGUACAUUGUGAAGGUGAAUGGCGACAAGUACGUAUCGGAGGCACUGAACGUAACGAGUGAUGGUGCAGAAACGACUGUUAGCACCACACCUUUAGGGGAAGCGGCCGAUAGGGAUGAAAAUUUCUUUCAUAAUGUAUUCAAGAUGUUACACAAGAAGCCAAGCAACGGGUCUUACUAUGUAGAAUUUUCAAAUAGCGAAAUUGUCGAUGUGAACAACGGGAUCCUUUUCACAGAUCAGAUAGUGUUGACUGAAUCGGUGGCUACAUCUACUCAUGACAUGAAAGAUGGACAGGAUGAAGAAAUGGAAAAACAGGACAGUAUUGUUAAAGCUUACCUAGUGGAAGUAGUGAGUGACACCGAAGAAGACGAAGAAAUUGCUGAAUACGAAGAAGUGUAUGUACUGCACGGGUACACCUUAAAAGGAGGACAGUUCCAUAUAGAAUACAAUGAUGGGGUGUGCACUAUGAAGAGUAUAGUAAGAGGAAAUGAAAGCACACGUUCGAGUGACAUAGAGAAGGUGUUGAAGAUAUCAGGAAGGAAGAUGAACAAGGGCAGUUACUUUGUACACGUUAAUGAGCUUUUCAUGGAUGAGCAGGGAGAGUACUUUGACAACCCGUAUGCUCCCCUAUGGAAGAAUAAGAAGGACCAGAGUGGAGGAGUUCACCAAGGUGGCUUCAUCGCGCAAGAGAUAAAUGAAGGAGGGGCCCUAAUCGAUGACGCGUUUUGGAAGCACGUCAUGCAGAAUGUGACCGUGAGGGAGUUCCACAAAGGAAGCAUGAAACCGUUGAUCACCGCGCAUGGGCAAGGUGGACCAAAGGGAGGAGAAGGAGAAGAGGGAGAAGAGGGAGAAGAGGGAGAAGAUGAACGACCCUUUCACGCAUACGUCCAUCUGCAUAACGACGGACAAGGCAAUAGCUGCACCUUUAGGAAAGUACUACAGGGAUGGGGCACUGGGUUGCAAAAAGGAAAGUACUACGUACAAGUGAUGAAUGGGUCCUACUUCCCAACGACUGUCUACGGUCCCAAUGUGAAUAAUGAAUACCUGAAGAUGCUCAUAGAGAAUGCGUGGGAUUAUCCAUACAGAACCAUGUUAGGUUUCUAUGUUGAUAUUCACCCAGGAGAUGCUCAAGGAGUAGAACAAAACAUGGAAAAGACGCUGGAGGCAGGGGAGGCGUAUUACAGCGUCGUCAUUAGGCAGUUGAAUGGUGAGAAGCAUGCUAACAGGGGAGGAGAUGCCACCAGACAAAGCGAGCUGAUCAAAAUUACGGGGAGAGACGUACCUACAGGGGAGUACUUCAUAGAGGUGACUGAUGAAAAGGGCACCGCUACCGGAAUGGACGCGAAUGGCAAAAAAAUGGACGCGCCUUUUCUCAAAAAUGUUGCAUUGUUGCUGUAUGACAUGAGGAAGAGGGGCAAGUACCACGUGGUGAUUACUAAGGACGUGCACGUUGCGAAGACUGAGCAGGGGGGAGCGGUAGCAGCGGUAGAAGCGGUAGAAGCGGCGGGAUCGGCGGGAUCGGCGGGAUCGGCGAGACCUGCCGGAUCUGCCGCCCCCGCUGUGGAGAAGAAGCUGCUGAGUAAGACCCUCGAGGUGACGAAGCUGAACCUAGUGGACGGGUCCGAGAUCCUGCAAAAAGUGAGAACGAUAAUCAAAGCGAUCAAGGUGCACCCGGAAAGAAACAUCCCCGACGGAAGUUACGGAAUGAAUGUCUAUACCAACGGGAUGAUCCAAAUAAGGGGAAUGUACAUGAGUAACUUAUUAGGUCCAUUGGAAGAGGCAGAACUGAAGAGAGUGUUGCCAUCCCCCCCACCAACCGGAUUGUCUAGCGGCCUUUACUUGGUGCAGGUGAAGAGCAAUAAUGUAAGGCAAGAGAUAGGAUCAAGAAGCAGCUUUAGAGAGGGAAGGGAUACAUCAUCGAGUGGUUCUUCUUCAUCUGGUUCUUCUUCAUCUGGUUCUUCUUCAUCUGGUUCUUCUUCAUCUGGUUCUUCUUCAUCUGGUUUCCCCUCGUGUACUGGCACUUCCGCGGGAAAGAAGACUUCUAUGACUAUAACGAACGGGGAUGGCAGCGUGGUUUACUAUGACAACCAGCCACACGCCAUGGGUCGAAUACCUCUGCCAUUCGUGAAGGGCGACAGAACGAUGACUCACUAUCAGAGAGGAAACUGCCAGGAUAACAUAAAGGUGACCCACUGCACGUCGUCGACCCCAAGCAACUGCAGGAAUGUGUUCAAGGCCCGACGCGUUGGAGAAUGA